Molecule: messenger RNA, 498 nt
Organism: Strongyloides ratti
Lineage: Eukaryota; Metazoa; Nematoda; Chromadorea; Rhabditida; Strongyloididae
Exons: 2
Coding region: 1-498 (165 amino acids)
Source: RefSeq, a predicted model, not a curated record
AUGUCUGAUAUAAAUGGUAAACCACCUGUUGUUAAAAUGAGGAAAGAUAAAAAUCCACCAAUAUCACCUUUAGCAACAAAUAAUGGAAAUAAUAAUGAUUUGUAUGAAUCAAUUCCUGAUGGAGGGACACGUUCUCUUUUAUCUCGUACAAUGGAUAUUUUACAUGAGACAGAUCCUGUAAUAGAUGAAGGAAAUGAAGAAAUUAAAAAACUAGACUCACAAUUAGAUCAUCUUAAUGAAUAUAUGGAUAAGGUAGAAAAAAGAUUACGUGAACAUAGUGAUAAACUUUUAGCAACAUUAAAAGAACAAAAAGAGGAAAGAGAAAAAAGGAGAAGAAGUUUUCAUGAAAGACUUCAAUCAAAUCAACAAGAAGAUGAUGAUUUUCAGGAACGUCUUAAUUCUCUUUUAAAUAGAGUAGAUAUUUCAAAAAAUCGUUCCUCUGUCUAUGAUAUUAUUUCAAAUAUGGAAAUACCAAAAGUACAAGAAGAAGAAAAAUAA